AGAGAGAGAGAGAGAGAGAGGGGAGGGGGCAGGCGCGUCACUCGCUCGUGGGGGGAAAUCAAGAGGGCGAAAACGGCUCGUGGACACAAUGGAUUUGCGAACCAAUGGACUUUGCGUUGAUUAAAGGACGGAGUCUUCGAUGAACACGAUAAACAAGAAGGAAAAGCAGAGGGCUAUGCUGUUUCUGCUUGUCUUUACUGCUGUUUGAUUAACCAUGAUGAAGACUGAACCCCCAUCUGCAGCCAGCGGCAGCACUAGCACCACCCUUGUAGCAAGAAGUGCAUCGCCGCACAGGAAUGCCUAUGAGGCUGGAAUUCAAUCCCUCAAGCCAGUAAAAGAUUCCAGUGCUGCUAACGGGGAGGAUGGGAAACCUCGACCACAGGGCCGGGGCCGCAGGUACGGCUCCAAUGUGCACCGCAUCAAGAACAUGUUCAUGCAGAUGGGUUCUCCCGGGGAUGAAGAGGAUCCGUCGAAGGCCAAAGACCAGACGAUCCGACUGUCCCUUCCCAGAGCAAGCAGUCUGAAUGAGAAUGUGGAUCACAGUGCACUGCUCAAACUCGGCGGGACUGUGUCAGAGCGGGUUAGCCGCUUCGAUGGAAAGACUGAUGGUAGCGGCUCCCGUGGACCAACCACAGGCUACUCUAAGCUUCAGGAGACACGGAAGAUAUUUGAACAACGUCACAUGCAGGAGAAGCAGGCAGCAACUAAUCGAAUACUGCUAAAGAAAGAGCGAGCGUCAGGGUUCCAAGAUGGCCGUCUGGACGUGGUGGUUCGCUUCAACGGAAGCACCGAGUCAUUAGACAGGUUGGAUGCAGGGGAAUGUCCCGCAGAUGCAGUGUCCCCUACGGUCAGCCAGCUGAGCGCAGUAUUUGAAAGAGCAGACCAGCGUAACAACCUUCACCGACCAUCCUCAACCUCCCCACAGCCUUCUCAAGGGGUAGGCUCUACCCCGGCCAAGGUCGGAGGAAUCAACUCCAAAGUCACCACCAGAAAGGCACGAGCCUUCUCUCCAACAGAAAAUCAAGAGGAGGGAGCUCAGCGCACAGACCAAGAAGGUGCACCCGGGAGUCCGAAGAGCAGAACAAGCAUCCAAUCCGAUGGACCCAAUAGCAAACCAUUCGAGGAUAUGGCUUCUGGCAGUGCUGGCUCAGUUUUCAAUACAUCCAGGUCAGAGGAGAUCCAGAAUGCAUCAAGCAAUGAUUCCAAACCAGGGGAGCAUGCCGCACCAAGUGCACCGGAUGCAGGGAGCAGACUGGUACAGGCGGAUGUCCACGCCUCUCUGGAAAAUGGGGAGGCCACCAGCAGCCAUGAGCCCUCAGAACAAAGGGAGGAAAUUGGACAGGCCUGUGCUGAGGAGGAAUCCCACAGAGAGGAUAUCUCAGAAGCAGAUCUGGUGGACAUCAGCGCGUACAGCGGGAUUGGAGAGGACUCUGGCGGUAGUCAGCUGGACGAAGAUGAGGAGGCUGAGGAUGAUGAUGCUUACGAACCAGAAUCCAGCUGUUCAGAAGUCCCUGGCUUGCCUGCAGAAGAUGAACCACCUCCCAGCAGGAAGAUUCGUUUCAGUACAAACCCCAUCAAGGUUUUCACAACAUACUCGAAUGAGGACUACGACAGACGCAAUGAUGAGGUUGACCCCAUGGCGGCUUCGGCCGAGUAUGAGCUGGAGAAGAGGGUGGAGAGAUUGGACCUAUUCCCCGUCGAGCUGGAAAAAGAUAAAGAUGGAUUGGGAAUCAGCAUCAUCGGGAUGGGUGCCGGUGCAGACAUGGGCCUAGAAAAGCUUGGAAUCUUCGUCAAGACGGUGACGGAAGGAGGAGCUGCCCACCGAGACGGAAGGAUCCAGGUGAAUGACUUGAUUGUGGAGGUGGAUGGAACCAGUCUGGUGGGUGUGACCCAGAAUUUCGCUGCAUCUGUCCUCAGGAACACCAGCGGCACUGUCAAGUUUGUGAUUGGCCGAGAGAAGCCGGGGGAACAGAGUGAGGUGGCCCAGCUGAUCCAGCAGACACUGGAACAGGAGAGAUGGCAGAGAGAAAUGAUGGAGCAACGCUACAACCCCUACAUGGAAGAGGACGAAGAGACAGGUGAAUAUGCCACAGAUGAAGAAGAAGAGAUGAGCCCCAUGUUUCCUAAUGCCAUCGAGGUGUUUGACCUGGCAGAGAAUGAAGACAUGCUUUCUCCUGUGGAGAUGGACCCAGAGAAACUUGCUCACAAGUUUAAGGAGCUCCAGAUUAAACACGCUGUGACCCAGGCUGAGAUCCAGCAGCUCAAGAGGAAGCUGGCUCACGCUGAGCAGGAUAAGCUGCGCUGGCGGAUGGAGAGGGCUCAGUUGGAGCAGACGGUGAGAGAGAAUAAGGAGCGGAUGGAGAAGUUGGAGGGCUAUUGGAUGGAGGCUCAGAGCUUGUGCCAAGCAGUGGAUGAACACCUGAAAGAGACGCAGGCGCAGUACCAGGCGUUGGAGCGCAAGUACAGCAAAGCCAAACGCCUCAUCAAAGAGUACCAGCAGAAAGAGAUUGAGUAUUUGAAGAAGGAGACUGCGCAGCGCAGAGCACAAGAGGAGUCAGAGGCCAGCCACAAGGUGGAGACAGAAAAUCUCCAGGAGAAGAUUACUGACUUGGAGUCAAAGGUUGGCGCUCUGAAGAGCUUGGAGCCUUCGUAAGCCCUCCACUGUGGAAUUGACGGAGAGAACGACAGAAACGCCUUCAACUCCGCCCACUCUACCCUCCGACCACAUUUUUCCUCCAUGACCUGAAGAACCUGAAGAACUACAGGAAACAUGCUGAGGGGAUGUUACCGGGGACAAAGAGGGGACAAAAACACUGUACCAGAUGCCUGAGGGACGUCUAGCCAUCAGGAGGCCCUUUUUAUAGUCAUUUAUUCAUAUUCUCCUUGUUUCUUUUUAAGCGCCCUUAAAGGUAUUAUGAGCCUCUCUGCUCUCGGCAGGAAUGUAGAACCUCUUCGUUAAUAAAUGUUCACUCACAUGCUUGCAGGAGAAGAACGAAACAGUUGCCGGACAAAGACGGCACGGAUGCCCACACGCGCCCUCAAUAAGUGUAGGAUCGGAGCGAGGGGCGGCCUGUAUAGCAGUGACUGACAAGAGGACUGUUUGUAUAUAUUCUGGCAUAUAUUUAAAUAUUAAAAUCGCUUAAGCAAUGUGCUGGGGGGAGGAGAUGGGGAAAGGGCUUUUUCACAUCUAGGCAAAUAAUACAGUCAAAGUCCAUUUUUGCAUGGCAAAAGAGAUGGUAUCAAGUUUUUUUGUUUGUUUUUUUUUAGGGCAAAAUUGGAAAACAGGGUGUGAAAAGUGUAAUCUUGACAUGUAGAGUUAGCAUUCAGGAGCUUCUCAUAUUUGCUUUCUGUGUAAAAGAUAUGAUUAUGGAAGUGUAGAAUGAAUAGGGGCUUAUGGGUAAUGGUUUCUUCACAGGAGAAACAUCGCCCUGUGCUUAAACUCCAGUGCUUGUGGUUAGUUAGAGCAGUGUUUAUGUGCACUGCACAGUGUGCCUCGGUCAACCCUGCAAUGUCUUCUGACUCUGUAAUGUGACAGUGUAAGAAUUCUGAAUCAAUCAGAAAUAUGGCCUUGUUGAAUUGCUAUACAAAACCUUUCACCAGCCCUCUCUGUUUAAAGCAGACUCUUAGUGUGUUUACUCCAAUGUAUUGGUCUCCAGGGACCACGGUAAGUGCACUUGGACUGCACUACAGAGAGUCCUGGAGAAUCCUAAAGUUUUAUGUCUCUGUUGGCUUUCAUUCUCCUCUGUCCUGCUGGACGUGAAUUGAUUCAGUAUUAUCAUUCCAUAUACAUUGAUGUGGAAUAUCCCUUUAGUUGUUUUGUGGUGUUAUAAGCCACUUUUGUCCUUUUUUUUUUUGUCUUAAAUGUGUGUUCUUUUUAAUUGUACUCCUGGGAAAACUGGAAUUUUGAAAGCAAUUGUAGGAAUUUGAGGCUUUAAUGGUCUCAGUUUAGUGUGUUAGAGAUAUUGAGCCUCAUUCAUAAGACACAAGCGUAAUUUAUGUGUAAAAUCUUUGUAACCCCAUUCUUAUGUAAAUUCUUGCAUCCAAUUCAGUGCGUCAAUUAAUGUAAGCGCUGGUUCACACAGAACACGUUUUGCAUUCUA
Megalobrama amblycephala (Wuchang bream) is the source of this 4100-nucleotide messenger RNA. It is a transcript of the gene ppp1r9ba, whose product is annotated as protein phosphatase 1, regulatory subunit 9Ba. The record is from RefSeq and is a predicted model, not a curated record. Gene Ontology annotation, molecular function: actin filament binding. Gene Ontology annotation, cellular component: cytoplasm; dendrite; actin cytoskeleton. NCBI's taxonomy places the organism in Eukaryota, Metazoa, Chordata, Actinopteri, Cypriniformes, Xenocyprididae. The transcript is spliced from 11 exons. Gene Ontology annotation, biological process: calcium-mediated signaling; neuron projection development; actin filament organization. The coding region runs from base 215 to 2653 and encodes 812 amino acids.